AUGGCUGAAAACAAUGAGAAAAAUUGGGAUCAGAGUCAAUUAAGAAAGUAUAACAUUCAAUGUGAUCAAAUUCCUAGACUUCGUUUUGAUGAUCCAAAAGUAUUGGAACUUAUUUUACAAAACAAACCAGUCGUUAUUCUCGGUUCUGAUUUAGUUAAAUCUACAGAAAAAUGGGAUUUGGAAUAUUUAGAAAAAAAUAUGGGUGACAGUGAUUUUACAGUAUUUCAAUCGAGGAAUCAUUUAUUUAAAUUUUUUGAUGAUAAAAAAGUUAAUCAAUUAUUAAGUAAUUACAAAAUGGAAUUCACACCUCCUACCAAAAGAAUAGAUAUAAAAUUAUCAGAGUUUUGCCAAAGACUGAGAGAAUGGAAAAAAGGAGAUGACAGACUAUACCUUCAGCAAUUAUUAAAUAAUACUGUUGGUCCUGCUAUUGUAGAUGAUUUUCUUCAUUUCAAAUGGGACUGGUUAUCGAAUAUUCAAAAACUUAGUAAUUGGGGUCCUUUGACGUCGAAUCUAUUGUUAAUUUCAAUGGAAGGUAAUGUUACUCCCUGUCAUUACGAUGAGCAACAAAAUUUAUUCGCUCAAAUCACAGGAUAUAAAAGAUGUAUUUUAUUUCCACCCGAACAAUUCGAAUGUCUUUAUCCUCAUCCAGUGUAUCAUCCACACGACAGACAAAGUCAGGUUGAUUUUGAAAAUCCAGAUUUAAAAAAAUUUCCUAAAUUUAGUCAAGUCAAAGGUCAAGAAACUGUACUCGGACCAGGUGAUGUCCUUUACAUCCCAAUUUAUUGGUGGCAUCAUAUUGAAUCAUUAAUGAGAGGAGGUUAUACAUUUUCAAUAAAUUUUUGGUACAAAGCUGGGCCAACGGGACCAAUAACUUAUCCAUUAAAAAGUCGACAAAAAGUUGCAAUCAUGAGAAAUGUAGAAAAAAUGGUUAUAAAUGCUUUGGCAGAUCCACGAGAAGUUGGACCUUUGUUCAGAGCAUUAGUUUUAGGAAGAUACGCUGAAGCAUCAUCGAAAAUUGACGAUAAUAAUUGA
Pediculus humanus corporis (human body louse) is the source of this 1032-nucleotide messenger RNA. RefSeq names its product Hypoxia-inducible factor 1 alpha inhibitor, putative. Gene Ontology annotation, cellular component: cytoplasm; nucleus. NCBI's taxonomy places the organism in Eukaryota, Metazoa, Arthropoda, Insecta, Psocodea, Pediculidae. Gene Ontology annotation, molecular function: [protein]-asparagine 3-dioxygenase activity; ankyrin repeat binding; peptidyl-histidine dioxygenase activity. Gene Ontology annotation, biological process: negative regulation of Notch signaling pathway; peptidyl-aspartic acid hydroxylation. The transcript has 6 exons. The coding region runs from base 1 to 1032 and encodes 343 amino acids. The record is from RefSeq and is a predicted model, not a curated record.